CCCCACACACACAUACCCCCCUUUGAUUUUGACUGCUAAGCGCUGCUCUGUCUCUGGCCCAAAUCUUUGUAUCUAACAUUUGGUCCAAACUGGCUCCAGACUGUGGCCGGUAGGAAACUAGAUAGGUCUGCCAAACCCAUACUCUACUGAAGUCAUUGGAUGAGAUGCUUCACCAGGGACUCCCACAGUCUACCCAGAAAAUACCCACUCAGAAUCCUUCGCCGUGCUUUCUCGAUGCUGAACUGCCCCUUGGGGGAGGGGUGACUGCCCACAAGGAGGCAAGGGUUUCCUUCUUAAACCCAGAAUGACCCUCAGCUGCUGAGAACACCUAGAAAGCCUUUUUCAUUUCCAGAGUCACGUUUAAUGUUCACUUUCCCAGUGGGGAUGAGGCAGAAAUCAUGAUUUUUUUUUUUCUUGGAAACAGAUUUUUCAUGGGACGGAAACCAAACACCCUGAGUUGUCAGCAGCUUGUCCGUGCCUCUGAACCACCAGCCUCCUGUCAUUCAGUUGAAUCAGAGGCUACUUCUCAGUCACCUGCUAAGGGUGUCCACAUCCCCUGUUUGGUAUAUUUGGCUGAAUCACAGGUUCUAUGAACAGCCGCUAACCACAGGGUCGUGGGCAAUGGCCCCCUUUCCAAGCCUGUCUCCUCGAUUUGGGAAUAGCGAGGGGAGAGCGAUUAAUAGUCUGGAUGAAAGCUUAAGGACAUACGGUUUGCCGGAGAGAAAAAGUGAAUAUUCUCACUUCUUGAUCUCUGCCAACUUUACAGGGUCCCAGCUGCUGCUCAGGGCAAACACACUAGUCCAGAGUUAGCUGUGCCCCUAAGAUACGUGUCACCCCAAGCCACAGGCCAGCACGGAAAUGCAGGUCUCACCAUCGGCAUAAAGGAGCUCUAUCCUCAAAAGAACUUUGUUUCUUGACCAGCUCGCUAAUUGUGAUUGAAAACACCAGCUCCCCAGCAAUGCUCACGCAUCCGAGUUAGCAGAAACAAGACAGGCCCUAAUUGCUCCAUUUACAUAAAAGUAGAAACAUACAACUUCUAAAUAUAAAUCUCUGGCACAUCGUUUCUUUUGCAAUUACAGUAAAAUAAGGUACCAGUUUCCCUCCGGGCUCCUCCUCACAGCAAGCUGCUCCCCGGGUUCGCUAGUGGCUGCUCCUCCAGGCGAGCACAGGGCCAGCUUGGAGUUGGAGCUUUGUGAAGUAGCCAGUAAAUCAGAACGCCUCCGCUAGGUGCAGAGCGCGGUGGCAGCGGGCCACUCUGCCAGUGCGGUAGUCGGUGGGACCGAACUCCACACUCGGGAAGGGGCAGUCUGCGGGCGCCAGGCCUGUGCUGCCGCUUGCCUCGGUCGGCCCGGAGACCGCCAGCCCCACUGCAGGUCCCGGUCCCUGACAUUCCCUGGCACUGAGGGCUGGGAUCAGAGAUUCCCAGCUGCACUCACUGAACAGUGAUUUUUUUUUUCUUCCCCUCCCUGAAUUCUUUAGCUGCCAAAAGGGGGGGAAAAAUCAAGAGCUGCGCUUUUAAACGAAGUUGCCCUUGCUGGUGUUCAGGGUAAAAAUAGAGGCGGCCGCUUGGACCGGCUUGGCCCUGAGUCCAGGCGUCCCGCGAGCCGGGCUGGAGCUGCGCAUUCGGGAGUGAUCCCUGGAAACUGCCAGCAGGUGCUGCUCAAGGUACGGUGGCAGGCUGAGAAGGGACAGGGCCUGGGUGCAGGGAGUCUUCGCGGGAGGGGCAGGAAGUGAAAGAGAAACCAACCCGGUUCAGAGCUGCGCUGACCAGCGCACGCCCUGGGCCCUGGAAUUCAGCAGGGAAACGCUGAUCCCCAGCCCAGAAUAUUCCACAGAAGCUAUUUUAACCUGCCUGCUUCCUUCACCACCCCAACUUGAUUUCGACGGAAAGAGAGGAGACUUUCCCAGCUCUGAGGUUGGGGGAUCCAGCUACUACGUCAUGUCAUAGCUGAUAGACUGGCUCAGCAGGUGGGCACUUCCGUGGUGUCAAAGGCCGACAGGGUCUCAGAGUGACCCCUAAGGUGGCCUCUGCAGUCAGGGUCCUGAACAUUCCCACGACACACAUGUGCCAGAGAUAACAUUCUUUAUGACCACUGAGUUUUAACCCUGAGAUUAUAGAUCCCAUUUUAUAGAUGGAAACACUGAGGCUUGUGUUUAAAUGAUGAGGAAGCCUCAGAUUUCAGGGUCUGAUGGAGGCACUUCCCUGUGCCACCCACAGUACAAUGGGGUGUAAGUGAUGCUUUCCCUGAAUUCGUGUGUGAGGCAGGAGGUGGGUUUCAAUGCUUAGAGCCUCUUAUCAGACAAUAUGGGAGUGCCUCUCUUCAGAGGGUUUGUGUUCAUCCUGGGGUGGGUAUGGGAUCGAGCAUCUCUGAUUUUUUUUCUGUCUUUGCCACUCAUAUUCCUUGCUUCCCCUGCAACUUCAUUUCCUACUUCAGUUCUUCUGCAGUUCUUAGAAUGCUCCUCUCUCUCCUCCUCCCCCACAUAGAGCUAGCACCCACACUUUGUAGUCAAGAGAUACCCUUGCACAGACAGCUCUUGGUGUCCUAAAGGAACCUUCCCCCACUACACAUCAGGAGACCAGAGCCUCUACAUUUUACUUGUGGGCACAGUGAAAAGUUUAUUUUAUGCAUGUUAAAUCCGGCACACAAAACAACAUAUCUGGUCAUAUGGCUUUCAUUAGCUCCCAAUUUUGCACAUUUUAUCUAACUUGUCAUGUGAACCUGGCCAGUGCUUCGGCUGUACUCCUUCCUGAGCACAAUGACCUGUCUUCACUGUGCUUUAUCGGGGUGUGCCUCCCUCUGUUAUCUCCCUGCCAGGGCGAGCCCCCCAAAAAGGAAAGUCCCCAAAUUAGCUUUACUUCUAUUUCAAAGAAGAGUCCACUUCUUUUCAUUAAACUCAAGUUGAUAAUGUUUAUAAAUCAUAGGACUUGCAGUUCUAGCCUAAAAGAACGAUGUAUUUUUUUGUGUGUGUGUGGUUUUGUUUUGUUUUCUAGUUAGGAAGUUCACUUGCAAAGAAGGACCAUUUCCCAAGUCUGGGGUGAUGAAUGAUGUAUGAAGCCGGCAUUCAGUUUCAAGGUGUAAAUUAAUAGUGUGAGUCAAGGCAGAGAGACCAUCACCACAUGGACAUACAGAUUUUCCCAGGUUUUCCCUCAAGAAACUGGUUAUUUUAAUCAUAAUUACAAAAUUAGACUUCCUAUAAAGAACACUGUGAAUUUUCUUUGCUGCGGAGAAGGAAAGUUCUUUGCAAAUAGAGGCAGCUUUAUGAAGUAGCAGAUGUUUUAUGUACAGACAUGAAACUGAACCUGAAUAGAACAAGACGUGAAGUGUGAGUAGGAUGAAGUCAGAACUGAGCAGUCGUGGAGAUGAGGUGUGUGCGUGCUUGACUCUCUCCUUUUUUGUAAAGCGUGGACUGUUCUAGCCACAGGCUUUCCUGCUCACUGCAUCACCCAGGUAGUGUCUCAGAAGCCAAGAGGGAUUUCCAUAGAUAAUGAAUUAUGAAAUGUCUCACUCUGGAAAAACUAGUCAUCUGCUGAUGUCAUGCUGAUUCUAACCAAUCCUAAACAAAGCCCCAGCCCUCCUCUUUGAGAGGUACCAAUGUGUGAGUGUACGACUAAGUACUACAGUAUAAAACUUCCCAGUGUCAAUGCCGUGAAGAGGAGCUCAGACAGCUCUGACCUCAUGAUACAAGAACCGGCUGGCAAAGCAGAAGGGAUCUGAAAGAGAAUUUGCUGAAGAGGAGAAGAAAAAAAAGUCCAAAAAAAAAAAAAAAAAAAAAACCUGUGCGUGAGGUGGGGGGAGGAAAAGCAGGGCCUUUAAAGAAGGCAACCACACGACUUUUGCUGCCAGGAUGCCCUUGCUUUGGCUGAGAGGAUUUCUGUUGGCAAGUUGCUGGAUUAUAGUGAGGAGUUCCCCCACCCCAGGAUCCGAGGGGCAAGGCGCAGCCCCGGACUGCCCGUCCUGUGCGCUGGCCACCCUUCCGAAGGAUGGACCUAACUCUCAGCCAGAGAUGGUAGAAGCUGUCAAGAAGCACAUCCUAAACAUGCUGCACUUGAAGAAGAGACCCGAUGUCACCCAGCCGGUGCCCAAAGCGGCGCUUCUCAACGCGAUCAGAAAGCUUCAUGUGGGUAAAGUGGGGGAGAACGGGUACGUGGAGAUAGAGGACGACAUUGGCAGGAGGGCCGAAAUGAAUGAACUCAUGGAGCAGACCUCGGAGAUCAUCACCUUUGCCGAGUCAGGCACAGCCAGGAAGACACUGCAUUUUGAGAUUUCCAAGGAAGGCAGUGACCUGUCAGUAGUGGAGCGUGCAGAAAUCUGGCUCUUCCUGAAAGUCCCCAAGGCCAACAGAACCAGGACCAAAGUCACCAUCCGUCUGUUUCAGCAGCAGAAGCAUCCACAGGGCAGCUUGGACAUGGGGGAAGAGGCCGAGGAAAUGGGCUUAAAGGGGGAGAGGAGUGAACUGUUGCUAUCGGAGAAAGUGGUCGAUGCUCGGAAGAGUACCUGGCACAUCUUUCCAGUGUCUAGCAGCAUCCAGCGCCUGCUGGACCAGGGGAAGAGCUCCCUGGAUGUGCGGAUUGCUUGUGAGCAGUGCCAGGAGAGUGGUGCCAGCCUGGUGCUCCUGGGGAAGAAGAAGAAGAAAGAAGUGGAUGGAGAUGGGAAGAAGAAAGAUGGAAGUGACGGAGCGGUGGAAGAGGAAAAGGAGCAAUCACACAGACCUUUCCUCAUGCUGCAGGCUAGGCAGUCGGAAGACCAUCCUCACCGCAGGCGUAGGCGGGGCUUGGAGUGUGACGGCAAGGUCAACAUCUGCUGUAAGAAACAGUUCUACGUCAGCUUCAAGGACAUUGGCUGGAAUGACUGGAUCAUUGCUCCCUCUGGCUAUCAUGCCAACUAUUGUGAGGGUGAGUGCCCAAGCCACAUAGCAGGGACCUCUGGGUCGUCACUCUCCUUCCAUUCAACCGUCAUCAACCACUACCGCAUGAGGGGUCACAGCCCCUUUGCCAACCUUAAGUCAUGUUGUGUGCCCACCAAGCUGAGACCCAUGUCCAUGCUCUAUUAUGAUGAUGGCCAAAACAUCAUCAAAAAGGACAUUCAGAACAUGAUUGUGGAGGAGUGCGGCUGCUCCUAGAGCUGCCAGGGCCCAGAGGAAACGGAUCUAGAGAGUCCAGAGAAGACAGUGGCAAAAUGAAGAAAAAUAUAAAAUAUCUGAAUUAAACAAAACAACCAGAAAAAUAGAAAUAAAAAACCCACAAAAAACAAAAACUAAACUGAAAACAAAACCUAAUGAAACAGAUGAAGGAAGUUGUGGAAAAUAUCCUAAGCCAGGGCUCAGAGAUGAAACAGUGAAGGAAACAGGGAUUGGGAGGAAAAGAGAGAAUGGUGUACCCUUCAUUUCUUCCAAAACCAAACUGAUUGCAUCAGUUUUAUCCAAACUGGGUAUUGUCCUCUCUCCUGCCUCUUGCGGUUCCUUUGAGAGCCUGGAAGUCUACUUGUCUAUUCUGCAGUAAUGUGGGCUAGCACAACCCAAAUACGUCUAGAAAGCCAUGAGUUUUAAAGGGCCAGUCCCACCCAGAUACCCAGGUCAUAAGUAUAUCUAUGUGACACUAUCUCUGUGUAUUUCAGUGUGCACACAUAUGUGUGCACACACACAGGCGCGUGCACGUGCACGCACGCACACACACACACACACACACACAGAGGUAUUUCCACACACCACAUGCACACACAUACUGGUAAAAGAACAAUUCUGUGCAGGUGGUCACAUUUUCUUUUCUGUACCACUUUUGCCACAAGACAAAAAUCAACAUAAAGCAUUGAGAACAAGAAUGGGAAGAGUGAAAGAUGAAGGAAGAAAGAACACCAAGUCACAUUUCGUUAAGGUGCUUAUGAUCUUAGAACUAUGCAACCUAAUAGGUUUGAAACUGUUUACCUGAAAGAGGACAAAAAGAGAGACUUUUUUGUAUUGGAAGUAACCUGAUUAAUUUUUAUUUUCUUCAAGGAGAGAUACUUGAAAGGAAUAUGUUUGUCCAUCUGUUGGAUUCAAACAUUUCUAUAUUUUGUAAAUGUUGUUUUUCUAUCGUUUACUAUUUGCACUACGAUGGUGUUUGACCUGUCUAAUCCUUAUUUAACAAGUAUUUUCUUUGGGUGGGGGUGGGGGUGGGGUUUAAGAGCUGCACUUCAUGUGAGCUAUAAAAGAACUGCUACAGCACACAAAAUAGCUAUUUUUAUUAUUAUAAUUAUAAUUAUUAUUAUUAUUUUGUACCUUAAAAAUAGACACAUACACCAAAGACAUUUGUGUGAGCCUUUAAACAGUCUGUCUGUGGUUGAUAUUGUUCGCCAUCAAUGAGUCAGGGCUUGAGGGUUAAGGUUGAGUCAGGUGAAUUGUGUUCAGGCUUAAAAGACCUGAGAGGUUUGGAUUUUGACUCCUUUUUACAUCCAUGAAACAGGACAUUUCAUACUGGAUGUACAGUAGUGUACACUGUUGGAUUAUCAAGUUCAAAUUCAUGAGACUACAUGCUUGUAUGUGUAUAUAUACAUUGCUUGUGCAUAUGCAUACCUGUGUGUAUAUAUACAUGUAUUGUACCAUGUCCAUACACAUUUUAAGCACUUCAGGCUGUCAUUUUUUUAAAUGUUCUUAAAACAAUGAAUGUUUGUGUGCAAAACACAGUAUUUUUAAGAAGGAUAAGUGAUAGAUUUUUUUCUUGCUUUUACUCUGUACUAGGUGGGUACAUUUCAAAUAUUUGGAUGGGAAAAAGCCUGAAAAUCCCAGCGAGUAUCCAGCGAGGCCCUCUUUAAAUGUACAAGAUGAAAUUCCCCCCUCUUUCUCACCCCUGCUCCCUACAAGUUAUCCCCUGUGGGGAAAACAGGAUGUUAAUAAAAACAGUGGGCUGAGUUUUUUCAACUUAUAUUUAUUAUUUAUUGGAAUCAAUCUUAAAUCAGAAACUUUUCGGGAAAAAUAUCUCUAGGCUAGAAUGAAAGUUCUUUUUUUAAAAAAAUAGUGUUGCUACUACUUAAAUAAUAAAAUAUUCAAGAAAGUAUUUAAGACAGUUGGAGAUAAGGGUGAGAACUCUUAGGAGCCAGGGAGUAGGGUAGUUGUACACAUCUCUAAUAGUUCAUUUUACAGCCAAAAAUCUUGACCUGUAAGUUUGUAUUUUUCAGAGGCAAAACUGAAAAGAUUGUCUUAUAAAUAUCAAAAUACAUGCUUAAACCCAAGUCUCUAAUCUAGCCCACUGUUUUGCUUGCCUAAAACAGCUGAUAAACUAUACAUCUAUGUAUUUAAAAUACAGAGCCUUAUUUUUACGGACUUGUUUGAAGUUUGAAAACUUUAUAAAAAAUGAAAAUCUCUAAUUGAGAAAAACUAUAUUCCUUGGUAUUUUAUAAAACAUUGAAACUUUUAGCAUUAAGUCAGUCCAUAGACUAAAGUCAUUGUAGGAAAAUGAAAUACAGUGAGAAAUUAAAUCUUACAAAAGCAGGUUUAACCCUUAAAAAAAAACUAAGUCAAUAUAUAUUCUAUAUACUAAGUCAAUAUACACCAUCACAUUAGGCUGUAUGUAGGCAAUCUACUUUAGUCUUGUUACUGGGCAAACAUACUUACUAUGUUCCAGGGGCCUUCCCUGUUUUAUGCAGGAAAUGCAUGUACUGCAUAAGAAAUGAAUUAUAACUAAGGUCCAUUGACCUUGGAGAUCUUGCAUGUGGGGACAAAUGGCAUGGUGAGGAAAACUGAGGGGAAGUAGAUGGCCAGGUUCAACUUUGCCAAUUUUUAUGAAAAACUUUAGGGUCCUCUGAACUGUUUCCUUAGUACUGGAGCUAAAACUGGGACCUAUAGACAUAGUAGAGGUCUACUGUGCCAUAUCAGAGCCGAUCUAGACCACGGGGAGAGCAGGAUUUAUGAAACUACUAAUUAUAGUUCUCAUUCAUCUGAGAUGGAUCUGUAAUCUUUUAUAGUCCUUUAAAUUCUAGAUGUAUUGGGGGUAAGCUCGGGUUUGAUUAGUAACCAUAAUAAUUAAAUCUAGGAACAAAAUGAAUUCCACAGGACAGUGUAAUAAUUGGGGAUCAAGUGACUUGGUUGUCACAUACCAAUAAACCACAUCUGAGCUCAUCAAAUUUGUCUGGCCUUGCAAUAGGAUUUAAAUUGUGAACAUCUCUAAGCAUAUUAGAUAUUUUGCUAUUGUUAGCACUCUCAGAAAACACCAAGUCUUGUGAACAACUGGUCCUUUCACAUAGCUGCUUAGUCCAAAAAUCAAAAGUUUUGACUGUCUAACAGCAUAGUUUCUUCACGGUGUGUUUUACCUAGCAUCAAAGUGGCUCUAUCUAGUCUUCUCACUUUCUCUAGGAUAAUUUUGAAGUAUCUGCCCACAUGAAUUCCAGAAGUCAUGAAGAGCAUGACUCUGUGCUCAACAUCUCUUUAAAAUUUAAAUACUUUAUAAGCUUAAUUGACACCCCCCACACACCCAAAAUAAGGCAUAUUCCAGCACAAUGAUUGGGAUUUUCUUAUCCUAGAAGACCGACCAAUUCCACUGUCAUUUAAGAUUGAUUCCACACUCCAUUGUCAAGGAGAGGCCUUGCAUCUUCCUGAAAGGCAGAAUAAGCAAAAUUGUUUCACAUUUGCGGGACUGAACUCAAGAGGUGACUAAGAAAAAAAAAAGUAAACAUGCCUCAGUUGUAGUAAAUAUACAUCUAAAUGAUUGUGGUCACUUGAAAAUUAUGAUUUCCUGUGGGCCUUUUAGCAAUUUCUCUUUUUCAAUAUAGAUAAAAACUCAAUUACCCCCAAUGCCCGCAUACGUGAAACUUGUAGAUGUGGGCAGGAGGUUUGGGGAUGAACACUGUAUGUGUUUAAAGUAAACCCUGUAACACGGAGAAGCUAUUGGAUGGCUCAGAUAAUGAAUGCUAUGAUGCUGUUCACAUCUUCAAGAGCAGAAUCACAUGUCUCAGCUAUAUUAUUAUUUAUUUUUAUGCAUAAAGUGAAUCAUUUCUUCUGUAUUAAUUUUCAGUGGGUUUUACCCUCUAUUUAAAUGCUUUGAAAAACAGUGCAUUGACAAUGGGUUGAUAUUUUUCUUUAAAAGAAAAAUAUAAUUAUGAAAGCCAAGAUAAUCUGAAACCUGUUUUGUUCUAAAACUUUUGUGUUAUGUGGUUGGUGUUUGUUUGUUUUUAUUUUUAUUUUGUGAGUUCUCUUGCAUACUAUAUGCGAUUCUUUAACCAAUGUCUGUUUGGCUAAUGUAAUUAAAGUUGUUAAUUUAUAUGAGUGCAUUUCAACUAUGUCAAUGGUUUCUUAAUAUUUAUUUUGUAGAAGUACUGGUAAUUUUUUAUUUACAAUAUGUUUAAAGAGAUAACAGUUGGAUAUGUUUUCAUGUGUUUAUAGCAGAAGUUAUUUAUUUCUAUUCCAUUCCAGCGGAUAUUCUGGUGUUUGCGAGGCAUGCAGUCAAUAUUUUGUACAGUUAGUAGGCAGUAUUCAGCAAUGCCUGAUAGCUUCUUUGGCCUUAUGUUAAAUAAAAAGACCUGUUUGGGAUGUA
Molecule: messenger RNA, 9502 nt
Organism: Myodes glareolus (Bank vole)
Lineage: Eukaryota; Metazoa; Chordata; Mammalia; Rodentia; Cricetidae
Source: RefSeq, a predicted model, not a curated record